AUGGAGGCCUAUCGCAUCGGCGUCGACGUGGGCGGCACCAACACGGACGCCGCCAUCAUCAACAUCGCCGCGACGGAUUCUCCCUCUCGCGGCAUCUGCGCUUCCGCUAAAACGCCCACCACCCCGGAUGUGACGAGCGGAAUCUAUACCGCGAUUGAGAAUGCCCUGGCGGAGUCGCGGGUUGCGCGCAAGAACGUGGUCAGCGUGGCCAUUGGAACCACGCAUUUCGUCAACGCCGUCGUGCAGGCGGACUCGAGGCGGUUGAGUAGAGUCGCGGUCGUCCGGCUCUGCGGCCCUUUUACCAAGCAGGUUCCACCGUUUGCGGAGUUUCCGUCGGACUUGAACGAUAUUAUGGGCGGGCCGACGUUCUAUCUGGAUGGGGGCCUCGAAAUCGACGGGCGCGAAAUCACGCCGCUCAAUCCGGCCCAGAUCGAAGAGACGGUCAAGAGAAUCCAGGACGCUGGCGUCAAGAUGGUGGCUCUGGUCGGCGUAUUCUCUCCCUUGGACCACAACGGCAUCCACGAAGAGAAAUGCAAGCAAAUGAUGCUGGAGCUCGACCCAUCCCUCUCGAUCGUGUGCUCCCAUGCCAUCGGAGGUGUCGGCCUGCUCGAACGCGAGAAUGCGACCAUCCUUAAUGCAUCCAUUCUCACCCUCGCUCGCAAGACCGUCCGGGCGUUCUGCCGGGCCAUGGAAAAGCUCCAGCUCGACUGCCCGUUGUAUCUGACGCAGAACGACGGCACGCUCACCGACGCAGCGACGGCCGCAGAACUGCCCAUCAAGACGUUUGCCAGCGGCCCCACGAACAGCAUGACGGGUGCGGCUUUCCUGGCGUCCCUGGACAAGGGCCGCGAUGCUGCGCGCGUCGACACCCAGGUGCUCGUCGUCGAUGUAGGAGGCACCACCAGCGAUGUGUGUGCGCUUUUACCCUCUGGAUUUCCCCGACAGGCACCCAACUUCGUCGAGGUGGGUGGUGUGCGAACGGCGUUUUCCAUGCCCGAGGUCCUCUCGAUCGGACUCGGGGGUGGAAGCAGGGUGCUGGUUGACAGUGAAACCGGCAAUGUCGCGGUCGGCCCCGAGUCUGUUGGUCACUACCUGACGAGCAAGGCCAAGGCGGACAUUGGCGAUAGAGACAAGGUGCAGGACAUCUCCGCCGAUGUUGUGAGCAAAGCCCGCGUACAGAUCAAGAAGCUCCUCGAGCGGGCCAUCGAUGGGAUGAAGAUUUCUGAGCAGCCGGUUACUCUUCUUCUCGUCGGUGGUGGAUCGGUCGUGCACAUGGACUCGCUGGAAGGCGUUGCGGAAUGCAUUAUCCCACCACAUCACGACUCAGCAAACGCCGUGGGAGCUGCCAUCGCAAAGGUUGCCGGCGAGGUGGACAUGAUCGAGCUCCUCGCUGACAAGGACGAGAAAGCCGUGCUACAGGCAGCGAAAGAGAAGGCCGUCGAAGUUGCGGUCUCUCGCGGCGCGGAUCGGGACGACGUGAAAAUCGUCGAGAUCGACAAGAUCCCACUUGCCUAUGCGACCAACAAGGCGACGAGACUGGUGAUUAAGGCGGUUGGAAGACUGGCACCUCCAGAUCCUCAGGCGCCUCGGCCUCAACGCACGGUGCCAGAGGCUGGCGAUCAAGCUGUGUCUGACGAGUCUGUCGAAGAAGAACCGUCUUCAGCACCGCAGCAGCGGCCGACGCCUCAUUCCCCAGUCAAGCACGCCAUUCACGUAGACUUUGAUACCUAUAAGCCCGAUGUGCGCAACAACGUCUGGUAUCUUUCGCCUGUGGAUCUGGAGUUCAUCGCAGCUGGGACAGGAGUCUUGGGAACUGGUGGCGGCGGCCCCUCGCGUCUUCAGUAUCUAGCCUGUCUUGAGAUCCUGCAGGAUCCCAGUAAUGCAAGCAGAAUGCGCGUGGUCGCCGCGAAAACGCUCAAGGAUUCUGAUAUCUGCGCCUCCGGGUCUUGGUUCGGCGCACCCAGCGUGUCUGGAGAGCGCAUUCCUGCUGGAACCGAGCUGACCAAGGCAAUUGAUAACUGCAUGCGUAUCGCCGGUCUGAAGGAGUUCCAUGCGAUGAUUAUUGAUGAGAUUGGGGGAGGCAAUGGCUUGUCGGCGUUCCCGUCUGGUGUCGCCUACGACGUCCCAGUGAUCGAUGGCGAUUUGAUGGGCCGGGCCUAUCCGACAAUGGAGCACUGUGAGUCCCGAAAGGCUCAGGAGAACAAUCGUCGAGUCGAAACCAUGCUGCGCAGCCAAUGUGUCGAUCUAGGACUGAAGAUUGGUGUUUCGAGCGCUCCCCUGACGGGCGAGUCGAUCAAAAAAUAUGUUGUGCCAAACACCGUCUCACAAUCGUGGUAUAUUGGCCGCGCAGUGCAUCACGCUCGCCGUUCAAAGACCAACAUGAUUAAAGCCAUCUUCGACACCUCCCCCGGCAAGCUGCUCUACACAGGCAAGAUCGUCGACGUGAGGCGCGAUGUCCGCCGCGGAUACACGAUGGGAUACUGUCUCCUCGCGCCUCUAAGUGCCGACGAGAGAGAGACCGACGUUCCCGCCGAGAUUGCCAACGAGACCCGGUCGUUAAUCGUGCCAUUCCAGAACGAGUUCUUGUACGCUGCGUACGCAGACUCCAAUUCUCCCGAUGACAUGUCAAAGCAAGAGGUUAUCUGCACCGUACCGGAUUUGAUAUCGAUCCUCGGUCAAGAUGGCGAGGCUAUCGGAUCUCAGGAAUUGAGGUACGGGUUGAAGGUGAACGUCAUUGCCAUGGCGGCCCAUCCCCUUUGGACGACCGAGGCUGGCUUGCGGGUCGGAGGUCCCCAGGGCUUUGGAUUGGAUAUGGAAUGGACGAAGCUGGGGGAGUACUGGGAGCCGCGGAGCGUGAUUGAUGAAUUCAAUCGACCCGAGUCUGGGGGUGGCUGUCUUGUAGUCUAG
This is a messenger RNA of Aspergillus terreus NIH2624, 2907 nucleotides long. RefSeq lists its product as uncharacterized. The record is from RefSeq and is a predicted model, not a curated record. NCBI's taxonomy places the organism in Eukaryota, Fungi, Ascomycota, Eurotiomycetes, Eurotiales, Aspergillaceae. The transcript is spliced from 5 exons. The coding region runs from base 1 to 2907 and encodes 968 amino acids. Gene Ontology annotation, biological process: glutathione metabolic process. Gene Ontology annotation, molecular function: 5-oxoprolinase (ATP-hydrolyzing) activity. Gene Ontology annotation, cellular component: cytosol.